Messenger RNA from Fusarium odoratissimum NRRL 54006, 948 nucleotides. RefSeq lists its product as uncharacterized. The record is from RefSeq and is a predicted model, not a curated record. The coding region runs from base 270 to 830 and encodes 186 amino acids. Lineage: Eukaryota; Fungi; Ascomycota; Sordariomycetes; Hypocreales; Nectriaceae. The transcript has 2 exons.
AACUCAUUCUUUUCAAGGUCUACGAUCUCUCCGUCUCCAUCAAAAUGGGUCAGAGGCGGUUUGUGCUCACUCAGUUCCCACAAUUCAAUCGUCGCGAUGAAAUCAUCGAGUGAAGGAUAUGAUUUCAUAUGAAUGACAUCACUGUUGCCUCUUCACCACUACAAAUAAGAGAGAUCUCAAGUAACAAAGAUUUUAUCUUCAUUACAAUCUCAUCAUAGCAACUUAAACAAAUUUCUUUUUUACUUCGUCACAAACAAAUUCACUUCAAAAUGACCAACUACGAGCAGAUCGCCAAGGAGGCCGAGAUGGACCUCAACACCUACCAGGCCAAGACCGGCAACGCCCGUCCUCAGGAUGUUGAGGGCGCUGGUGUUAACCCCCAUGCUGAGAACAAGUUUGAGAGCGCUCAGGUUGAGUUUGGCGAUGAGCUGAGCACAAACGCUGGCUACAACAAGCGCAUUCCCCCCAGCGAGGGUGGCAUCGUCGACGACAAGGGCCGACAAACCCGUGGUCAGCACUACGAGGGCGAGGGCGGCCCUCUCGACAAGCUCUCCAAGGCCAACGACGAGCGCGGCGGUUACAACGACAACGAUGUUGUCGGCGCCAACGUCAAGAAGACCUCCGGCCUCGGAGCCACUGACGAUCUCGCCUCAAAGGGCCAGGAAGCACAGCGCGCCAACGUGGGCCGCAACCCUCCCGGCCCUGGUGGCUCUCAGUUCAAGGGCGAGGAUUACUACCAGCCUGAGAGUGUUCCUGACAGCAUCUCUGCUGAGGGUAACAUUGCUCCCGAGAGCGUGAUUGAGGCUAGCCGAGAAGCUGAGCGACCUUGAACGAAACAAAAAUGGAAUGGAAUGGAUGGAAUGGUACGGAUGGGUUAAUAGCGGGCGCCUGUAUGAUAUGAUAUGUUCAUAAUUUGAACCGCCAUGAUUUACGACCACAUUAUUUGUG